Mustela lutreola (European mink) is the source of this 924-nucleotide messenger RNA. RefSeq names its product BCAS2 pre-mRNA processing factor (gene BCAS2). The transcript is spliced from 7 exons. Gene Ontology annotation, cellular component: precatalytic spliceosome; catalytic step 2 spliceosome; Prp19 complex. The coding region runs from base 73 to 750 and encodes 225 amino acids. Gene Ontology annotation, biological process: mRNA processing. Lineage: Eukaryota; Metazoa; Chordata; Mammalia; Carnivora; Mustelidae. The record is from RefSeq and is a predicted model, not a curated record.
UCAAUGCGAGCGCAUGCGUAAUGAAAUGGGCCUGAGUUUGAGCGCACACAGAAAAUUUGGGCAAGGUUUAGAAUGGCGGGCACAGGCUUAGUUGCCGGAGAGGUUGUGGUAGAUGCACUGCCGUAUUUUGACCAAGGUUAUGAAGCGCCCGGCGUGCGGGAAGCGGCUGCGGCGCUGGUGGAGGAGGAAACCCGCAGAUACCGUCCUACCAAGAACUACCUGAGCUACCUGACGGCCCCGGAUUAUUCUGCUUUUGAAACCGACAUAAUGAGAAAUGAAUUUGAAAGACUGGCUGCUCGGCAACCAAUAGAAUUACUCAGUAUGAAACGGUAUGAACUUCCAGCCCCUUCCUCAGGUCAGAAAAACGACAUUACCGCAUGGCAAGAAUGUGUAAACAAUUCAAUGGCCCAGUUAGAGCAUCAGGCAGUUCGAAUUGAGAAUCUGGAACUAAUGUCACAGCAUGGAUGCAAUGCCUGGAAAGUAUAUAAUGAAAAUCUAGUUCAUAUGAUUGAACAUGCACAGAAAGAGCUCCAGAAGUUAAGGAAACAUAUUCAAGAUUUAAACUGGCAGCGAAAGAACAUGCAGCUCACAGCUGGAUCUAAAUUAAGGGAAAUGGAGUCAACUUGGGUGUCCCUGGUCAGUAAGAAUUACGAGAUUGAAAGGACUAUUGUGCAACUAGAAAAUGAAAUCUUUCAAAUGAAGCAGCAACAUGGAGAGGCAAACAAAGAAAAUAUCCGGCAAGACUUCUAAAAAGACAAACUUGGUGGGAAGAAAAGAAGGCAAGCUGGGCUUUCACAGAAGAUCAGGCACCUGAACUGUGAGGGAAAACCGCAUCCUAAGAAAAUCAUCAGUGGUUAAAUGUUUAUUGUAGAGUGUGGACUGUUAUAUUUGUACAUUUCAGCAAAAUAAAAACUUUCAGCUUGG